UGGGUGCGGCACUGAGGAGCCCAUCCCCUGAGAGGGCGGUGCUUGCACAUGCGCCUUGAGGAGCCCGUCCGGCUGCAGUAGUAUAGGGAUGAGACGGUUAUGCCUCUCUAGUACUGGAAGGAUAAACUCAAAGCUGUGUCUAAUAGCAACGUGAACAUUUAAUUCACAUCUGCAGCUUAAGAAGACAGCUCAGUAUAUUGCCUUAUUCUUUCCUGUCACCUCUGUGCUACUGAGGCCAACAUCAGCUGGCCUUGUCUCUGCUUGCCUCAUCUGGUAUCGGUCAUGGCUGAUGACUCUCAAAGAAACUUCCGCUCGGUCUAUUAUGAAAAAGUGGGGUUUCGUGGAGUUGAAGAAAAGAAGUCGUUGGAAAUUUUGUUAAAAGAUGACCGAUUGGAUAUUGAGAAGCUUUGCACCUUCAGUCAGAGGUUCCCUCUCCCAUCCAUGUAUCGUAUACUGGUGUGGAAGGUUCUUUUAGGAAUUAUUCCUCCUCACCAUAAAUCUCAUGCUUUGGUGAUGAACUACCGAAAGGAGCAGUACUGGGAUAUCCACCAUGCUCUUCAUGUAAUCCGUUUUAUCGAUGACUCUACCCCACAGGUAGAAGUUUUCCUCCGCAUACAUCAACUGGAAUCAGGGAAAUUGCCUCGAAACUUGGCUUAUCCUUUGGAACCAGAAGAUGAAGUGUUUCUUGCAAUUGCUAAGGCAAUGGAGGAAAUGGUGGAGGAUCCUAUAGAAUGCUAUUGGCUUGUCAGUUGCUUUGUGAAUCAGCUUAACAGCAAGCACAGAGAUUCAUUGCAACAACUACCCAAAGUCCUGGAGCAGUAUUUGAACAUUGAAGAUAGCAGGCUUCUGAUGCAUCUGAAGGCAUGUGCUGCACUGAGCAAGCUCCCUUAUGAUCUUUGGUUUAAGAAGUGUUUUGCAGGCUGUUUACCUGAGUCCAGUUUACAGAGAGUUUGGGACAAAGUAAUUAGUGGAUCCUGCAAAAUCCUCGUUUUUGUUGCUUUGGAGAUAUUGUUAACCUUUAAAAUGAAGAUAAUCGCACUGACAACUGCAGAAAAGAUCACCCAGUUUUUGGAAAACAUUCCUCAAGAGAACACUGACGCUAUUGUCAGCAAAGCUGUAGAUCUGUGGCGCACACACUGUGGGACUCCAGCACACUCGGCCUGAGGACUUUCCCCACUUAUGACAGCUUGGAAGAAAAGGCAUUUAAAAAGUUUCCUCAUACUGUUCUUCCCUCUUUGUGGUAUAACCUUCUUCAUUUCCUCUCCAAUGCAGAGAUGCUAUUAAAGCAUUUCAUGGCAUAUCAAUGUGUAAAUAUUUUUCAAUAAAUAUGGAUGGAGUGAUAAUA
Messenger RNA from Coturnix japonica (Japanese quail), 1345 nucleotides. It is a transcript of the gene TBC1D7, whose product is annotated as TBC1 domain family member 7. NCBI's taxonomy places the organism in Eukaryota, Metazoa, Chordata, Aves, Galliformes, Phasianidae. Gene Ontology annotation, biological process: activation of GTPase activity; negative regulation of TOR signaling. The record is from RefSeq and is a predicted model, not a curated record. Gene Ontology annotation, molecular function: GTPase activator activity.